This is a messenger RNA of Coregonus clupeaformis (lake whitefish), 4619 nucleotides long. Its product is annotated as IgGFc-binding protein. The transcript has 15 exons. Lineage: Eukaryota; Metazoa; Chordata; Actinopteri; Salmoniformes; Salmonidae. The record is from RefSeq and is a predicted model, not a curated record. Bases 2528 to 3229 code for a protein of 233 amino acids.
UUAGUCCUCUAGGUCUACACUGGAGAGCUGUUUAACAUUAAUGUGGGCCUAUUUACAAAUGCAUGUAUUAAUCAUGAAUAUUCUAUUCCUCAGCUCAUUGCCCCCAGUUCAGCCACUACAGCCUGUGUGCCAACGUCUGUUCCUUGCUGUGCCCUGGAGCGGCGGGGUCUGUGUGAGGAGGGGUGCCAAUGUGACCAAGGGUACCACUACAAUGGGCAGGCCUGCAUGCCAACAGGGCAGUGUGGCUGCUGUCAGGACGGGAGGAGGUUUUAGGCCACAGAGAGCAGGCUACUCCAGAACUGCAGUAUGAUCUGCACCUGUGGGGCUUCCCUGGUCUGUGAGCCAUUUGCUUACCCUGACCAGCAUGUCUGCACUGUCUCAAAUUAAGUCCUUGGCUGCCACAGCACAGAUGUGAUCUGUCCAGCGACCAGCUACUAUGAUGACUGUGGCUCAGCCUGUCCACACACCUGUGAGUCCAACUCCAAAAUGUACAUCCAGAUCUGUGUGCAGGGCUGCUUUUGUAAUUCCGGCUUCGUCCUGGGGGGUGUGUGCAUCCAGAGCAGUGUGGCUGUACUGAUCCCAGAGCAAACUACCACAGACUCAACACCACCUUCUGGACACCAGAAGACUGCUGUCAGCUCUGCCUCUGUGACCCAGCCACCAGGGAGAUCCGCUGCACCCCUGCCCAGUGCCCCACAGGUCACAUCUAGGGCAGCAGCCCUAGUGUGUGUUGACUCCAGCUUUGCCUCCUGCCCUGCCCUGCCUUGCACUGCUCCAGCCUGGCUACCCAGGAGGCUGCUCAGAGGGCUGCCAGUGCCCCACUGGAAAAGUCAUGGAUGGUGACCAGUGUGUGCAUCGCAUGCAGUGUGGCUGUGUCAUCAGGGAAAAUAUAUAAAGGAUGAGGAGCACCUCUACAUGAUGGGCUGUGCUGAGAAGUGCUGGUGUCACCCCCUGGGAUGGGUGGUGUGUGAGAUGACGGCCUGCAGCCCCGGGCAGCAGUGUAGCCUCCGAGACGGGGUUUGGGGGUGCUGCUGCGAGGCCUGGGUCUGUUCCCUCCAGGAUGGCUUCCAGCUGACCACCCUGAGCGGGCUUCAGCAGACCCUGGAGCCCCAGGCCCCCUACCUGCUGGUGUCCCUGUGUGACAUAGCUAGUGACACGUGGUUCAGAAUGGUGUCCUACCACGGGGCCUGUGGAAACUCCAGGCCUGUCAACGUGCUGCAUGUCUUGCUGAAUGGCAACAACUCUGUGACCCAGGAUGGCCAUGUGGAGACAAGCUGUCUUCAUCAGGGUAUAAUGGCCAUGUGGAGGUGAACAGACAGACCUUGUCCCUCCCCUACUCUCUGUCCUCCUCGUCCCUGUCCCUCAGUGUUCGGCGUCUCUGUGGUGACGGUGAAGCUGUCCCCGUGGUCUGCCGGGGAGCUGUGCGGUCUUUGUGGAAACCACAACAAAUUGCCCUCUGAGUAAGACCAGGCCACUGUCCUCGUUGACUUCCCUAGCUGCCAUGGGGACCAAACUACUGGAAGGUGUUGUGGCUCUAUUCCUCUGUGGUGGACAAUGAGUUGGUCAACCUGCCUAUAUACCUUAACAACGGUCAGGUAUCCAUCUACUGGAGUGGCUGGUACGCUGUGGUCACCACCAGCUUUGGCCUUAAGGUCUCCUUCGACUGGAACAGCGCUAUGUUUGUCACCCUGCCCUCCACCUACCAGGGUGCUGUCUGUGGCCUGUGUGGCAACUACAACACCCAGCCCCAAGAUGACCUUGUACCCAGAAACGAGGCCACCCCUGCCUGGCCAGAGGACUUCGGGGCCAGUUGGCACGUGGAGGAGAUCCCUGGCUGUGUCCAAGGCUGUAAGGGGCCUAUCCCAGCUGUGAAGUCACCCAGAAGAGGCCGUUUGAGACGGGGGAGUUCUGUGGGCUCCUGAGGGACCCCAAGGGGCCUUUCCGGGACUGCCUUGCCGCAGUGGACUCGGCGGGAUACUUUGAGGACUGUGUGUAUAACGUGUGUCUGUAUAAGGGCAGGAGGGAUGUGCUCUGUCAGACCAUCACAGCCUAUGCAUCAGCCUGUCAGGCAGCCAGGGUUAAGGUGUACAGCUGGAGGACUGCCCAGUUCUGGGGUGUGUGCUCCUGGCUGUCCUGCCACUUGCCAGAGCGUUUCCCCUACCCCAGGCUGCCUGGCACAGUGUAAGGAGGGCUGCUCCUCAGUGUUGACCAUUGUGUCCCCUUCACCCAGUGCGGCUGUGUCCAUGGCGACCGCUACUACAACACCGACCAGGUGUUCUAGCCCAACAGGAAGUGUGACGAGGAGUGCAAGUACACCCAGGAUGGACAGUCAUGUUACAGAAAAUAAAGUUACAGACUAUCUGAUCAUCCAUAAAUGGAAUGCAAGAAGUUCUCCUGAGGCCCCAACGAGAAGUGUGAAGUGGCGAACUGAGUCCUCAAGUGCCAUCCAGUGGGGAAAGGGGUGUGCCAUGAGUCCGGUGACCCCCAUUACUCGUCUUUCGAUGGGCUGGUGUAUGACUUCCAGGGCAUGUGUACCUACACUCUGGUCCUCAGGAAGAACAUGAUGGGAGUCCUGGUGAAUGGAGUGUUCAACCACCUGGCCCUGAGUCUGAGCGGCGGGGCAGUGCAGGUCUUCCAGGAGGGCUUUCGCUAUGCCAUCACUACAGGCUUGAGCCUGCAUGUCACCUAUGACCUUGUCUUCCACGUUACAGUCAUUGUGCCUGGAAACUACCGCGGCAACACCAACAGCCUCUCUGGCAAUUUCAAUGGUAACCGUGGCGAUGACUUCCUCCUGCCCUACUGCAAGCUGACAAAAGACGUCAACACCUUCGGGAAGUUGAGGAAAGUGGCGAUCCCGGGCAAGGUGUGUGACAACGGUUGCGCCCGGAACACCUGUCCCAAGUGUGACCCGGCACGGAGGGCCAUGUUUGAGAAACCCCUCUACUGCGGGGUCAUCACGGCACCCAAGGGCCCCUUCGCCACCUGCCAUAGCAAGCUGGACACCGAGCCCUACUUCAACAACUGCAUCUUUGACGUGUGUGCCUCGGAGGGUGAUGGAAAUGUCCUGUGUGACAGUGUGGCUGCCUACUCCUUCAACUGUCACAUGGCCGGGGUUGACAUCAAGAACUGGAGGACGGCGUCAUUCUGUCCCAUGAAGUGCCCAGCCAAUAGUCAAAAUGAGGGAGGUAGUGAACCUGCCUCUCAACCUGGGCCAGGGUCAGGUGAUUGACUCCCAGCUUGGCAACAUGGCCAUCCUGCAGACUUCGACCUGCAGGUCUCCUACGACUGGACUGGAAACUGGUCAUCCUACUUCCCAGCAGUUACUACGGCAACGUGUGCGGCCUGCGCGGCAACUUCAACGACAACCCCGGAGAUGAGCUGCAGGACCUGGCCAGUAAGGCAGUUAUGACGGUGGAGCAGUGGGCCAAUGUUUGGAGGGUGAGGGGCCUGGCCGAGGAUAAGUACACCCCCUGCUUUGACAGCUGCCAGGGGAAGGACUGUCUGACAUGUGACGUGACCCAGAGGAAGCAGUAUGAGUCAGAGGCCUUCUGCUGGGCCCUCACGGCCAAGACAGUGUUCCAGACCUGUCAUAAUAAACUGGACCCCCAGGCCUUCAUGGACAGCUGUGUGUAAGAUAUAUGUGUGAACAAGGGGGACAGGAGGAUGCUGUGCCAGGCCUUGGCCACUUAUGCCGAUCUGUGUCGGCAGGAGGGCGCUGUGGUCAAGGACUGGAGGACCAUGUUUGGCUGCUGUAAGUAACUGACAGGGAUAAAAAGGCUCAGAAUGAUCAAUAUUGUCUUUGCACAUUAGGAGACCAGCGUACUAAAUUAUGCACUUCAGCAUCACUGUGCUGAAAUAAUGUUUUUUUAAGUUUUCCUGCUUACCAAUCAGCCACGCCACUUGCACAGCUGCGGGUGACCCUUAUUACCAUACCUUGGAUGGGCGCCGAUUUGACUACCAGGGGACGUGUGUGUACCAGCUGAUGACGCUGUGCACCCAGACGCCGGGUCAAGGUGACGGUGCAGAAUGACCACCGCGGGAGCAAGACCGUGGCCUACACUAAGACUGUCAUCUUCACCAUCUACGGGGAUCUCUCUCACCAUCAGCAGGGACUACCCCUUCAGGGUCCUGUAGGAUGGACAGCUUUAGUCCCUGCCCUGUACCUGGAGGACUGUGUUUUUGAUGCAUGUUAUAAUCAUGGUUACCAGGGGUCGGUGUGCGACGUGGAACGGCCUACGCCUCUGCCUGUCAGAGCAAAGGGGAGGAGCGACGGCUUCUGUCGUGAGUUUGAGUUACUUUGUUACCUUACCAUCAUAUAUGCAGUUUAGCAUACAUUUUUAUCCAAAGCCAUGUCCCCCUCGCUAAAGAGGUUUCUAACCUCAAUGGUCUUUUCCUGGUUAAAUAAAGGUUAAAUGAAAAUAGUUACUUAGUCAAGCAAGCAUACAUUUUCCGUAUGGCUGGUCCCCGGAAUCUAACCCACAAUCCUGGUGUUGCAAGCACCAUGCUCCAACAACUGAGCCAUGAUGUCAUAACAUACAUUAACUGUUAACAUAUUGUAGUGUAUUAAGAUUAUGUCUUUGUUAAAUGUUUUUCAUGAAGAAAUGGAAUGUUGGUUAUGU